CUUGAUCGUAGUCAUAUAUUGUCUUGUUGCUGACUGGAAAGGUUUUCACUGUUCCAAGCAUUUCACCGAACACGCAACAGUAAACUAAACUCAAGCUCAAAAGAAGGUGCAUUGUUGACUGAGUGAAGACUUUGAAGAGUACCAAUUUGUCCAAAGUGUGAAGUCUCUUUUCCUCCUUCAAUAAUUGUAUUGCGAAACUGUGGAUAAAAUUUACAAACGGAGCCUAGUCAGGGCAUACAUUUUGAGAAGACAUUGUGAAAGGAAAGAAAUUCGACAAAGAAUUGGCCCGAAAAUCUUGAACGUGAUUCCAUCGGAAGCAGAUGGCUACAAACGACGACAACGCUGCUGUUAAUGAUGGGGAAAACAGUGUGGCAUCUGAUGCAACUGUUCCCAGAGAGGUGGCUACAAACAACGACAACACUGCUGUUAAUGAUGGGGAAAACAGUGUGGCAUCUGAUGCAACUGUUCCCAGAGGGGUGGCUACAAACAACGACAACGCUGCUGUUAAUGAUGGGGAAAACAGUGUGGCAUCUGAUGCAACUGUUCCCAGAGAGGUGGCUACAAACAAUGACAACACUGCUGUUAAUGAUGGGGACAACAGUGUGGCAUCUAAUGCAACUGUUCCCAGAGAGAUGGAGUGUGAGUUCGAAAAAACAACAGAGGAGUGUGAGGAGAAAAAGAUGAAGAGAGAGAAGAGAGAGGAAACAGAGCUAUGGACUUCGAGAAAGAGAAAGAGAGAGAGCAACGAGGGAAAAGAGAGAGACGGGAACGAGUGCAAGCAGGCGAGAAGAGACGGAGAGAAGAGACGGAGAAAAGAGAAAGACGAGAGCAAUGAGAGCGAGAUGAGAGAGGAAACAGAGCAAUGGAAAUUGAGCAAGAGAGUGAGCAACGAGGGAAGAGAGAGAGACAGCAAUGAGGGAAGCGAGAGAGACAGCAAUGAGGGAAGCGAGAGUGACAGCAAUGAGAGCAGUCAGACGAGCGAGAGCGGAGAAGAGACAGAGUAA
Amblyraja radiata (thorny skate) is the source of this 1004-nucleotide messenger RNA. Its product is annotated as protein PXR1-like. NCBI's taxonomy places the organism in Eukaryota, Metazoa, Chordata, Chondrichthyes, Rajiformes, Rajidae. The record is from RefSeq and is a predicted model, not a curated record. Bases 321 to 1004 code for a protein of 227 amino acids. The transcript has 3 exons.